UCAAACCUUUUACUUGUUACAAUAAUAAAGACACAAAGGCAACUCCUUUCUAAAGAACAUCUUCUCCCGAAUUCCACUGACCAAAGAGGAGAUGGUUUGUGGCACAGUCCUCUCAGGGCCGAGAUCUCCCCUUCCCAUUCUGAUGCUUCUCCUCUCAGGAAAGCUAUGUUGGACACUGAAGAUGCAGUGGGUGCCUACGUCUGUGCUGGCGUCCCCGGGGGACGAUGUGGAGCUGCAGUGUAAAUAUGAAAAAGAGAAAUCACAGAAUGUAGAUGUGACCUGGAUUCAGAUCAAGUGGUGCCAGAACAUAUCAGUCACAGUCAAUAUAGCAGAGAGCGAGGCAAACCUGACAGGGAGGAUUCAAAUCUACCAGGAGUUUUUAUAUAUCAAUAAUACGCAGAAGAACGACAGUGCACUAUAUCAAUGUAAAGUAACAUUGGGGCAUAAGACUUACAAGUCCUGUGGGACAUACCUGAGGAUACAAGAGGCAGAGUCCUACGCUUUCUUUAACAUUGGCGAAACCACAAAGAACAGACUCAUUACAGUGGAAGGAGUUCUGCUUCUCCUGUGUACAAUCAUUCCGGGGACUUUCCUUCUGUAUAAGAAGCGCUGGGAAAACCGGAGUAUAUUAAAUAUGUCACAGACCGGAGAUAAUCUUUAUGAGGGUCUGAACCUUGAGCAGUGCUCCAUAUAUGAGGACAUCACUCGUGGUCUGCAGGCCACAUAUGAAGAUGUUGGCUCCUUGCGGGGCACUGAUAUUCAACUGGAGAAGCCAUAACUGGGCUCCAAGUGCAGGCCGACGUUAGUAGUAAGAGCCCCUUUCACCACUGCCCAUAGCAAAAAGUGGUGCAACUCUUUGUUCUGCAUGUUAGAAAAAACUCCCUUAUUACAUUGCACGAGAGAUAGAAAGGUUCUUUCACUCAGAUGCUCAGAAUGUAGAGUUAACCUCACUUUUGGUUAGCAUGGAUGUGUAUACAAUGUUGCUUCUAUGCCGAGUGCUUUUGCAGGGGUACAAAUGUGUUGGUAAGUCACACACAAUAAAUUUAGGAAAGGAUUGAUUAGGAUCCAGUUCUUCGUUACAACAGAGUACCAUGUGCAGCUCUUUUCUUCACCAUUGUCAGCGUCUCCCUAUAAAAGGAGCCUUCUGGCUUUCCAUAUAGCACCCAGCCACGCUCAGAAGACAGACAGACUAAGAAAUAAUGGGCUUAUAUCUAUUAUCAGCUUUGUGAAUCUUGACUGUAUUUAGGAAGAUAUUUUUUUUUUUUUAAUUUUUCUGGCUUAAUAAAACCUUUUGAAAACUGA
Xenopus laevis (African clawed frog) is the source of this 1302-nucleotide messenger RNA. RefSeq names its product CD79a molecule L homeolog (gene cd79a.L). Lineage: Eukaryota; Metazoa; Chordata; Amphibia; Anura; Pipidae. The record is from RefSeq and is a predicted model, not a curated record. The transcript is spliced from 5 exons. The coding region runs from base 92 to 778 and encodes 228 amino acids. Gene Ontology annotation, biological process: B cell receptor signaling pathway; B cell differentiation. Gene Ontology annotation, cellular component: B cell receptor complex; external side of plasma membrane.